AGGGAAAGCCCAGCGGUGGCAGCUGCGGCUGAUCCCUCGGCACUGCCCGCUGCGCUCCCGGGCAGCCCAGGGCCCGCGAGCAGCUCCGCAAAGUCAGGAGCAAAAGGAGGCGGAGCGCCCGCAAAGUGGUCAGGCUCAGCCCUGGGGCUGGGCAGGGAGAGGUGUGCCCGGGGACCUGGAUCCUGGCGCCCUUGUGCCUCGCGUGGAGCGGCCAGUGCACCCGGGAGGCGAGCUGACGCUCUGGAAAGAGAAAUCAAAUUGCAACCUCCCCAAAGACGUUAAGUUACGCAGGCCAGCCAGUUCCCGGAGAGCGUUCGCGAGCGCGCGGAUUGCCGAGCCGAGCCGAGCCGCGCCGCGCCGCACCGCAGAGCCCUCCCGGGCCAGUCGGCUGGGAGCGGGGCGCCGUCCGAGAGGCAGCGGCCCCUGAGCACGGGAUCUGGCCGGGAGUGCGCCCCGGUGCAGAGAGGGGGUGUUCAGGGCUCCGCCAGCCCCGCCCGCAGCCCGCGCCCGACUUGGGCGCCCCCUCCGUCCCACUCUGGGAGCGAUGCCCCCCGCCUCUCGCGCCCCCCGGGAACGACGCGAGCAUGGAGAAGUCGAGUAGCGAGGAUUCUUCGAUCCACCGGAGUCCAUCUUUGGACAGCAAGGACUCGGACUUUGCCAAGCCGUCCACCUCGGGCCGCCCGUUCGGCCGCGGCUUCACGGCCGGCGCCUUCUACGGCACCGCGGGCUCCCGGGGACAGAGCCGCGCCGAGGCUGGCGUCAAGACUGACAAGUACAAUGCACCCAAAGGCAGCAAGUACGUGGUGUUUUACCUGGACCUGUCCUUUGUUUUUCUCCUAGAAUUUAAGAAGUGCAACAUGGCCAGGGGCUGCCUCUGCUGCUUGAAGUACAUGAUGUUCCUCUUCAAUUUGAUAUUCUGGCUCUGUGGCUGUGGGCUGCUUGGAGUGGGCAUUUGGCUAUCCGUGUCCCAAGGCAACUUUGCCACCUUCUCCCCCAGCUUCCCCUCGCUGUCUGCAGCCAACCUAGUCAUCGCCAUCGGCACCAUUGUCAUGGUGACGGGCUUCCUCGGCUGCCUGGGGGCCAUCAAGGAAAACAAGUGCCUCCUCCUCAGUUUUUUCAUCGUCCUGUUGGCCAUCCUGCUAGCAGAGCUGAUCUUGCUCAUCCUCUUCUUUGUCUACAUGGACAAGGUGAAUGAGAAUGCCAGGAAGGACCUGAAAGAGGGUCUGUUGCUGUACAACACAGAGAACAACGUGGGGCUUAAGAAUGCCUGGAACAUCAUCCAGGCUGAGAUGCACUGCUGUGGUGUCACCGACUACACGGACUGGUACCCGGUGCUGGGGGAGAACACGGUGCCCGACCGCUGCUGCAUGGAGAACUCCCAGGGCUGUGGGCGCAACACCACCACCCCCCUGUGGAGAACGGGCUGCUAUGAGAAGGUGAAGGUGUGGUUUGACGACAACAAGCACGUGCUUGGCACAGUGGGGAUGUGCAUCCUUAUCAUGCAGAUUCUGGGCAUGGCCUUCUCCAUGACCCUCUUCCAGCACAUCCACCGGACUGGUAAAAAGUAUGACGCCUGAGCCGGCUGGCUGGGAGCACCCCGGCCCCCACACAGACACUGUGCCGGGAAGAAGAUUUGAGCUUUGUGUUGCCUGCUCGUGCUCUCCAGACUGCUGACCCCCGCACCCACCUCCCCAGCCCACCGCCCCCAGCCCAGCCCUCCUCAGCCUUCUUGGUGGAUGGAGGGCCAGGGAGGAGGAGCUGUGGAGGAGGCGCACACAGACCUUGGGGUGCUGGGGGCGCCUGGGUUCCUGCAUCUGUGUAUUUGCCAAAGAAGACAGGGUGGGCCGGGUUCGUGCUCCAGGAGCCCCCCAGCACGGAUGCGUUUCUGCACCUGCCUUUCCUCACCCUGACACUUUGUCCCCGUGGGGGUGGGGAGCAGAGUGCUCCCUCCUGGUGGACAGAUUGCCCAGAGGAGGCCACUGGCGUCCAUGGCCACCCCCGUGGGGGAGCUGGCGGGGGCGGGGGUCUGACUGCCUCUGGGCACGGCCCCCGGAGCAUCUUGCCCAGGCUUUUUAUACCUUACAGUGUAACUUUUUUAUUUUAUUUUACUCUGAUUAUGAUUAUUCAGGAAUAUUAUCCCUCAGAUAAGUUUAGGGUUAGCUUUCUGAUUUAUAACUUUUUACUGCGUUGAUUUCUGUAAUGGUUUGAUUUUUUUUCCCCCCCGAGGGUAGGGGAAGGUGGGGAAAGAGGAUGUCUGUCAGGUUUCAGUCAGGACGAACCACUGUGCCACACUCAGGCCUUGAGGUGAGACGCGCCGGGCCCGGCUCAGGACGCGCUGAGCAGAAGGGAGAGGGGGCCAGGCAGGGGGAUGGGCGUCUGUGGCCCGGGGGCCUGGGAGAGGCGCGUGGGGCAGAGGGGCAUCCUGUGCAGGGGUGAGGCCUUUGCCGAUGCCAGCGCCAGUGGCCCGGGCGGUUGGGAGUCCUCUGGGGGGCUGGCGCAGUACUUCACGAGGAGCUUGGCCAGGGCUCUGUGGGUCCUUACAUUUCACUGAUGAGCAGUCUUCCUAGUUUCCCUUCUUCCUUCCUCCUGCCGUCUGCUGGCUCGGGAGGCUCCCCCUUCCGCCCCAUGCGGGCAUUCCCGCGACAGGUUUUGCAAACCCCAGUACUUUCACAGACAUUCCUGCUAGAAACUCUCGGACAAAUACCUCUCUAGUUCAGAUGCUGCUCACUUUCUCACAUUGCUUCUGGAAGGGGAAGCAGUCCUGAUGUUUUGCUGCUCAGACAGUGGCAGAGGACCCGUGACCAUCAGGAGGGGAAGGUGGAGUGGGGCCCACGAUCAUUCCAGCCACAUUCACUGGGUGGCAGAGUCCCUGCUGAGGGGGUGGGGGAAGGAUGGCCCUGGGGUCCCGGGACCCUCAUCCCCUUCCUUGGGGUUCACAUGGUGGAGUGGUGGCGAUCAUGUCCUCUGUGGCCCUCAGGAGAAGCCCAGAGAGGUCAGACUGGGUCUUGCUACAGUCGCCCCAGGAAGCAGGCAGCCUAAGUCACGGAAUAGGAGCCCAACAGGCAGGGUGGGGCAUCUGACUACAGCAGGGGCCCCCGUAGGACUUCAUGCUGGCCUAAGGGAGUGUUUUUGCAGUUAAAAAAAAUAAAGUCAAGAAUUCAAGCGACUGAGCUCAAAAAGGUUAUCCACUAGCCAGUUAGGUUUGGUGCCCUUCCCCGAUGGGGCCUCGUGUGGGACAGCUGCCUUUUUCUUGCACCUGUUGGCCCAGUCCCUUGAUUUCCCACAAGCCCACGUCUCCUCUCCUGCCUUCACUUGUGUGUUCCAGAAGCUGAGACCUGGCCUCCCAGCCAGCAACGCCUCCACUGGCCUAAGUAAAAUACAGUAGGGACCAGAAGUACAGAACUUUUGGUGUGUUGAGGAUUCCAGACUUUGGGGGGUGAGGCAUGGAGAGUAGGGUGGUCUCAGCGAGUCAGGCAGAGUAAAGACCACCCCCCUGAGACAGGCGCAGAGGUACCCCUGGGGACGCUGGGAAGGUGGGUCCUUGGGUGGAGAAUGGGGCAAGCACACGCGUGAGCCAGACUGCCCUCCCAGGUCUCCUGGCGCCGCUGUGUUCCUGGUCUGCCCCGGGGCCUCCCCUCCGCAGGGCACAGAGCAGACCUGCCACCGCGGCAGACAGACGCUCAGCAAGCAGGCCCUGGCCUGGCCGCCUGGGACUCGGUGCAUGAGGAUCCUGUGCUUGGGGCUGGGGGUGGGAUGGGGCGGGCUCAGGCAUGCCUAUCAAUGCAAUUUCAAUUUUUGUUCAAAUCCACAGCAAAAGCCUAACACCCAGGGGACAUGUGCAUAGCCUCCCUGGCAAUCUUACGUUUCUGGGGCUUCGGGGGCGUCCUCUGGCCCUGGAACCUCGGCCAUAGUCCCUCCUCCCCCCCAGUGCCCCCUCCGCUCACCUGUAUGUCCGCCUUGUCCACCGUCCCCCAGACUGCUUUCCUGCCUCCCCGCCCCCCGUGCUUGGCUGUGUAGGCAUUUGACUGAGUCUCCCCUGGGUGGAAGGCACGAGUGGUGGGGGGUGCUCUUCCCAGCCCCUUCCCUUCCUGCAGGCUGGCACCCACAGCCCAAGGAAGGCCACACCGUGUGAUAUGUGUGGGGUGGCCCCGUGUCUUCUCUUCCUCCUGACCGUGAUCUCAGUGGGGCAGGAUUACCUGAAUAAUCCCUCUCACUUGGGGCUUCCCUCACCAAGUUCAGAGUGAGUUCAGUCAGCUCUGAUGCAGGCAGUUCACCAAUUCGACUUAGAAGGUCAAGGUUCUGUAGACAGUGUCAAGGGCGUGCUGGCCGAAGACUUGGCCUUUCCUGCAGCCAUCUUGCAGAGGAGGUGGGCGAGCAGGGACCGAGAAUUACCUUUGGGGAGGGACUGUAGCAGGUGUGGGGGGCGAGUCUCCACCUCCAUGCCCCAGCUGGAGCACUGUCACCCCUUCUCCCCACCAGCAUGGGCCUGCAUCUUGGGCUCUCACUCUACGAAGGUGGCUCGCCCCACCCCAGACCCUCACGUGGAUGUUCUGGUUUGACUUGGACCCAGGUGGCCAUCCCUCCUUGCUUUGGUGGCCCCAAAGCAGUCUAGGUGGCUGGAAAUGACCGUCCCCGCCUCUGCAGCCCCCUGCCCACCCACACUGGUGGAGGUGCUAACUAGCAGGGACCUGGUGUCGGACGGGAGCUGGGUGCCGGGUUCCUGGAGCCCCCCCUUCGUCCCUCCACCCUCCGCAUCCAGCCUCCCGUGGUCCUGGCCUCCCAUCUCGCUCCUCCACUCCUCAGCGAGGCAGUGGUCCUGGCGGGUCCUGGCCUCCCUGCCCCUGCCGGGCACCCGAGGGCCGGAGCCGGGGGCUCAUGCCCACACCCCGCCCAGCCCCGGGAGCGUGGGUGAGCAGGGUCAGCUCGCUUGUUGGGUUCAGAUGCACUUUUCUGCUUGCGAUGCUGUAUCUGUGCGCUUCCUUCAUCCUGGUCCUGGCUUUCUUGAACACCAUGUUUUUAGCAUGUUUUUAAAUAAAAACUGAUAACAUGUCAAAAGCACAA
Molecule: messenger RNA, 5061 nt
Organism: Ailuropoda melanoleuca (giant panda)
Lineage: Eukaryota; Metazoa; Chordata; Mammalia; Carnivora; Ursidae
Gene: TSPAN9
Product: tetraspanin 9
Exons: 7
Coding region: 585-1577 (330 amino acids)
Cellular component (GO): plasma membrane
Source: RefSeq, a predicted model, not a curated record